Molecule: messenger RNA, 1808 nt
Organism: Opisthocomus hoazin
Lineage: Eukaryota; Metazoa; Chordata; Aves; Opisthocomiformes; Opisthocomidae
Source: RefSeq, a predicted model, not a curated record
AUGGCAGGACUUGUACCGUCUUUAAUAUUUGUGAAGCAGCACAAGCCUUUAUGCCAUGUUGGGCUAAAGGACACCACCAAGAAUUCUGUCCUCAAAAUAUUUGUCUUGUUUUCUUUUUCAGCACAAAUUGAAGUGAUACCAUGCAAAAUUUGUGGUGAUAAGUCCUCUGGAAUACACUAUGGAGUCAUCACAUGUGAAGGCUGCAAGGGAUUCUUUCGGAGGAGUCAGCAGAACAAUGCCUCCUACUCCUGCCCAAGGCAGAGAAACUGUUUAAUUGACAGAACCAACAGAAAUCGUUGCCAACACUGCCGACUGCAGAAAUGUCUUGCCCUGGGAAUGUCUCGAGAUGCUGUGAAGUUUGGAAGAAUGUCCAAAAAGCAGAGGGAUAGCUUGUACGCUGAAGUGCAGAAGCACCAGCAGCGACUGCAGGAGCAACGGCAGCAGCAGAGCGGUGAGGCAGAAGCCCUCGCCAGGGUUUACAGCAACAGCAUCAGCAAUGGCUUGAGCAACCUGAAUAACGAAACUGGCAGCACCUACUCCAAUGGGCAUGUCAUAGACCUGCCGAAGUCUGAGGGUUAUUAUAACGUGGAUUCUGCCCAGCCUUCCCCAGACCAGUCUGGGUUAGACAUGACUGGAAUCAAACAGAUAAAGCAGGAACCUCUCUAUGACCUCACCUCUGUACCAAACUUGUUUACCUAUAGCUCUUUCAACAAUGGGCAGUUAGCUCCGGGGAUAUCCAUGACUGAAAUAGAUCGAAUUGCACAGAAUAUCAUUAAGUCUCAUUUGGAGACAUGUCAAUAUACAAUGGAAGAACUACACCAGCUAGCGUGGCAGACCCACACAUAUGAAGAAAUUAAGGUUUACCAGAGCAAGACCAGAGAAGCUCUGUGGCAGCAGUGUGCCAUUCAGAUCACCCACGCUAUCCAGUACGUGGUGGAGUUUGCAAAGCGCAUAACAGGUUUCAUGGAGCUCUGCCAGAAUGACCAAAUUCUCCUCCUCAAGUCAGGCUGCUUGGAAGUGGUUUUAGUGAGAAUGUGCCGUGCCUUCAACCCACUCAACAAUACUGUUCUGUUUGAAGGAAAGUAUGGAGGGAUGCAAAUGUUUAAAGCCUUGGGUUCUGAUGAUCUGGUGAAUGAAGCGUUUGAUUUUGCAAAGAAUUUAUGUUCCUUACAGCUGACUGAGGAAGAGAUUGCCUUGUUUUCAUCUGCUGUUCUGAUAUCACCAGAUCGAGCCUGGUUAAUAGAGCCAAGGAAGGUCCAGAAGCUUCAGGAAAAGAUUUACUUUGCACUUCAACAUGUGAUCCAGAAGAACCACCUCGACGAUGAGACCUUGACAAAGUUAAUAGCCAAGAUACCAACCAUUACUGCACUUUGCAACUUGCACGGAGAGAAACUACAGGUAUUUAAACAAUCUCAUCCAGAUAUAGUGAACACACUGUUUCCUCCAUUAUACAAGGAGCUUUUCAAUCCAGACUCAACCACUGGCUGCAAGUGAAGGGGAUAAUAGGAUUUUCACGUAGUCAUGGAAUGCAUCACUAUAAAGACAAAAAGAAAUGUUUUCAUGAAGAACUUAUUAAAAAUGUCACUACUGCAACACUAGGAAUGUCUUGCACUUACUUAAUAGAAUUAUUUUUCACCGCUACAGUUUGAAGAAUGUAAAUAUGCAACUCUGAGUGGGGAUGUCUUUUUUCUCUUUUCUUUGUUUACUUUGGUUUUUUUUUAACUGACAAUGAAUAUACAAAUAUAGGACACUGGGUGUUAUUUUUUUUAAUUUUAUUUUAUUGAGGGAUGUUUUGGGAGAAAACUGUU